Molecule: messenger RNA, 2609 nt
Organism: Uranotaenia lowii
Lineage: Eukaryota; Metazoa; Arthropoda; Insecta; Diptera; Culicidae
Product: zinc finger protein CG2199
Exons: 3
Coding region: 375-1763 (462 amino acids)
Cellular component (GO): nucleus
Molecular function (GO): zinc ion binding
Source: RefSeq, a predicted model, not a curated record
UGUUCGGGUGCCGGGGCAUCUGGCAGCCCUGCGCACGUUUUGUUCUUUUAUGUCUUUCGCUUCGCAUCCCUCCCGAUUUUCAAUAUGGCGGUCGAAAAGUAGGAACUUUGAGUGUUUUGUUUCCACGCCACUUUGUUUGAAAGUGUUUUUAGUCGGGAAAAUACCUUGCUAGGUUGGAAAAAAUAGUGUUGAAUGUUAGUUAAAGUGAAUAUCUAACGGCGUCGGUAGUUAUUUGUGAUUAAACGUCAGUUUUUAGCCAUUAAAAUCGGAUUUACCGCUAGCGCGUCGUCCAUACAGUUUGAUUUGUUUGGGGAGAAAAGAAGAAGUCGGAUAAAGCGGCGAUUCAAGGACAAGAACAAGUUGGUGUCGUAGCGAUGGAAAAUACGGACGGUACGAAUAAUCACGAGGGUGAUUCCGCCCCGGAGAAUCACGAUUCGGAAGAGGCCCCGAUUGUGGAGGCGCUCGAUGAAGCCUUCAACAAUGGCAACGGUGAAUCCCAGGAGGAAGAUAAGGAUGAAGUGAAGGAGGAAGAUGAAAACGAUGAAGAAGUGAAAAAGGAAGAAGCGGAUGAAGAAAACGAUAAGGAUGCGGAAGUUAAGAGUGAAGAGAAACCGAAAGGUAAAAUGAAGAUCGUUACCAGAGAUGGAAAGCCGGCCGAUUUGGACAUUUGCAGAGUGUGCAAAACAAAAGAUGAUCUGGGAAGCAUCUUCGAGUUUGAUGAAGCACUAAGAAUAUGCGAUUUGAUAACAUCGGUUUGCACUGUGGCGCGUAUUCUCGAACGUGAUCAUUUACCGCAUAAGAUCUGCAAGGGGUGUGUUGAUAAUUUGAAGAUCGCUGUAGCCUUCAAGACUCAAUGCGAGGCCACUGAUAAAGAACUUCGUCAGACUUUGAAAAGAAGCUACAAUAAGGCGCGUAGAAACACCGAUUUCAUCAUUGUAAAUUGUCCUAUGUCCGACGGGGAGGAAGAUGAUGACGAACAGCAGGACGAUGACGAAUAUAAAGUAUCGCAUUCGGAAGUGGAGUCUGAGCCAGUGACAUCGGACGAUAGCUUUGCACCUAUUAAGAAGCCGAAAAAGCAGAAAACACCUAAACGACGAGGACGCCGACCGAAGAGUGAAUCAGUUUCGGCAGACACUACACCUGUUGUCAAACGGAAGCGUGGACGCCAGCCAGGAUUCAGACCCCAGAAGAAAACACCUGCGCCCGAACCAUCUCUCGAUGGAACUCCAACGCCCCGUCGACGAGGACGUCCGCCAAAGUCAUCCGUUUCUCCCGGCAUCGCUAAUGUGGUCUACAUCGAGGCACCCGAUGCAAGCUCAUCUUCCGAUAGCGACGACGAUAAGCCAAUUCGGCCACGCAAGAAGCAACACGAUUGUCCCAAAUGUGACGACAGUUUCUCGACCGGCGUUGAACUCAAAGAACAUUUGGUGACGCACAAGGGUGAUCUGUUCCCCUGUACAAAAUGUGACAAAUCCUUCAAGUCCAAGGCCUAUCUGGCAAACCAUCUGCAGCGACACGAACAGGAUGAUAAGCGACGAGAGGACAAGAUCAAAGCCAAGGAGGCGAAGCGGCAAAUGCAACGCCAAAAGGAACUGCAGAAGCGGAAAGACCACGAAGAGAAAAUCAAACGGCAGCGAACCGAAGGCGGAAGCGCUGAGAAGAAGAAAAAGCUGGACCCCAAUCCGGCCAACAGUGGCCGGGAUCUGUUCAAGUGUGUCGCCCCGCUAACUUCCACCUACUGGAGCGAUAGUUUCUCGGAUUAAAAGCUCGGCAAAAAUGGACGGCUGUACGAUGUGUACAUUUAGACUAGCUGAUGAGUGAGGUAAAACUAAAACGACGGAACAGAUAAAAAUGAUUUAUUUCGUAUGUUGGUGCCAUUACGAAACGUUACACACAGUCAAUGAAGGCGGGCAGUAGAAAGAUUUCCGUUUCCACGAGCUACCAACUAAUGGUUAUAUUUUUUAACCAUAAUUCUUUCUGCGUACGAGUGAUAUUUGAUAAAUGAAAGAAAAGCAAACCCGUUCGAAAAAAUGGCAGACAGUUCAUAUCGAUGAUGAAAAUAGUAUCUUGAUGAUUGCUUCCAUUUAGGAAGGGUGUCAACUCUGCAUAGCUGUAAAUAGGCGAGAUGUAUUUUGUAUCCGGGGAUAUUUGCGGAAAAAAGCGAGCGUUUAGAAGCGAGACACACUUUAGCCAUUCUUGUAGUUGCAAUUCUUACAAACACGAAAUCCGCAAGCCGACAACAAGUGGAUGUUAGUUUUUAUGAUUCUACAGAAGAAACAUUUUCUAUCACACAGCUAGACUUAGUACACACCAGUCUUGUUUUCAGUUCCCAGACAAAUCUUUUUUAUUUUCCAACACUUCGCAGCAAAGCUAAGUACUUUAACAAACUGCACAUCGAAAGGAAGCAAAAUGUACUACUCACUUCUAUCUUAUUGUUUUGCGAUUUUAGAUUUUUUAUUUUCACCCUCACUCUAAAGUCGAGUGCCCGUGCGGCGUUCUCGGAAAAGCGAAUAAACCUUUCGUAACAAACAAUCAUAAUAGAAUACACAAGUAAUAGUGUUAGAAAAGUCAGAUUAUUCUUUGUUCGAAGAAAAAAAAAAAAAGAAAAA